Molecule: messenger RNA, 2473 nt
Organism: Saccoglossus kowalevskii
Lineage: Eukaryota; Metazoa; Hemichordata; Enteropneusta; Harrimaniidae
Product: cytosolic beta-glucosidase-like
Biological process (GO): carbohydrate metabolic process
Molecular function (GO): beta-glucosidase activity
Source: RefSeq, a predicted model, not a curated record
AUGUCGAUCAAGACCAGAAUAACGGAGGUCUACUUGCCCAUGGUGAAAAUGCGAUGUAGUGAUCUUUUUGAGAAAAUGAAGGAAUAUUAUCAUAAAGGUCUUGAACGUUCAAAACAUGCUUACAGCUGCACGUCGACAAAAAUACGUCUGUGGUGGGGAGAUUUUCAACUAACCACAACUGGUCGUCGUUUACGUCGACUGACGAAGUCGCCAAACAUGCUACUUCGCAUAGGUUUAAUUACACUGGCUUUAGUAAUCUUUUAUUUAUGGGCGAGCGGGUCGACGAAUGAUCAUCAAAUGGGCUAUAUUGUCAACGCCGAGAAUCAACAGUUGUCGUAUGUCUAUCCACGUGUCUUUAACAAUCCGGAACGUGAUUUAUUUAUGAUUGGUACGUUUCCGGAGGACUUUUUAUGGGGAGUAGCUACGUCAUCGUACCAAAUUGAAGGGUCCGGUGAUGUGCAUGGUUUUUCGGGUAAAGGGGACAGCAUUUGGGACACGUUCACUCAUCGCCCUGGUAACGUCUACAACAACGAAAACGGCGAUAUCGCAUGUGAUAGCUACAACAAGUGGCAUGAGGAUAUAGAGAUGUUGGAGUAUCUUGGAGUACAGGUUUACCGCUUUUCAAUCAGUUGGCCGAGGAUAAUGCCUGACGGUACGCUAUCUGUGGUUAACGAGGCUGGUAUCGCUUAUUAUAACCGCUUGAUUAAUGCUCUGUUAGAAGCAGGUAUCACGCCGGUUGUAACCUUGUACCAUUGGGAUCUUCCACAGGCCCUGCACGAUAAAUACGGCGGGUGGAUGGAUGAGCAGAUAAUACGAGAUUUUAACUCAUAUGCCAGACUUUGCUUUGAACGGUUUGGUGAUCGGGUGAAAACGUGGAUCACUAUCAACGAACCCUGGGUGAUAACACAGUUGGGUUAUGGAAGUGGUGCUCACGCCCCGGGGAUAGCUGAUGAUGGAUUUACUACGUAUAUUGUAGCACACAAUUUGAUCAAAGCACACGCAAAAGUAUGGCACACCUACGAUGACGAAUUCAGGCACAACCAACAGGGUAGAAUCGGAAUCACUCUGAACUCUGACUGGGUCGAAGCAGCGGAUCCUUUCGUUGCGAACCGUAUGCUACAGUUCUCGAUUGGAUGGUUUGCUCACCCGAUCUACGUAAACGGUGACUACCCAGAGGUUAUGAAAACCGUAAUUCUCGAGAAAAGCCGGAUACAAGGCAUGAAUGACUCAAGCAGACUGCCUGAAUUCACAUCGGUCGAAAGCGAAUUCAUCCGGGGAACUUCUGACUUCUUUGGACUUAAUCACUAUACAACGGUGUAUGCUACGGAAAUGCCGGAUGACGCAGACGCGACGCCGGGAUGGGAGCAAGACGUUAAUCUGGAUAAGUGGUACAGACACAAUUGGCCUGGAUCAGCGUCGCCAUGGCUUAAGGCCGUACCGUGGGGAAUGAGGAGAAUGUUGGAGUGGAUUAAAAUGGAGUACAACGACCCCAAAAUAUUCAUCACCGAAAACGGCUACUCUACUAGUGAUGCGAACGAAUUAAUAAAUGACCAAAAUCGCAUGAAUUACAUAAUGGCUUACGUGGACGAAGUAUUGAAAGCAAUUGAAUUAGAUCAAGUAAACGUUAUAGGCUACUGUGCAUGGUCACUGAUGGAUAACUUCGAGUGGGCAGCUGGAUACAGCGAGAGAUUUGGUCUAUAUUACGUCGACUUCAACGACGAGGAUCGACCAAGGUACAAGAAAGAGUCUGCUAUAUUUUACUCUCAACUCGUUCAUAACAAUGGUUUUGUAAAUUCUCUGUCAGUGGUGACGUCAUCUUCGAUAUUUGUACUACUUACCGCGCAGCUAGCCGUGAUUAUGUCCACCUGCUUGUGUAGAUAGGAUUAACUAUGAAUCAAUAGUGUGACGUCAUGUGUCGAGGAGAAUUAUGGGAUUAACAAUGCACUAGAACAAUUUAUACCAAGGUAGUUCAAUUGCCGAUAAAAAACGACGAAGGCAACAAUAAUCGUGAAACGAUAAUUAUAGUCGCCCGCGGCCCUGAGAUAUCACUGUCCGGAAAUUGAGUAACGACCGACUCGUUGGCGUGUGUUCAAGGACCACAGACUGAAUCCCGGACUUAGUGAAUGGCCGAUGAUUUAGAUUUAUUAAAGAAAAAUAUAGACAAAUACAUAUAUUUUUUAAUUUUGUUGUUUCACCAAAUUGAAUUAUGAUUCACCGUAAACUGAAAAUAAAGCUUUUGCAGUACACACAAUAUCAAGCGUUAGAUUAACAAAGAAACUAAUAUGUGCAGUGAUUGUCAUAGUACCAAAUUAAUCAAUGCGCAUGCGUAGUAAAGAAUUUAAUUGUUUCAUUGAAGGAAUAUUUAGUUGUGUGUUACAACGUUUUUAGUUUAUGAUAAAUCAUAAUCUAAUGUAUUUAUCAAUACACAGUAUCAAACAAAAAUAUUAAAAAUAAAAAAAUGUUAGGAACCUUA